AUGUCGACAUAUACAUCAAGUGACUGCCGCCGCGUCAGCCCGUGUGUCCACGGCAGCAAGUUCGACACGGCUCACCGAAAGAAAGCAGUGGCCAACAUUUUCGACAACGUCAACCAGGACGCACUCAUGAGGCUCUUCCAGAAAACGGGCGACAUGAAAGCGGAGGAGAGGGUUAGGAGUAUCUUCUCCUUCACCCAGGACCCGGAGGAGACGUCCCGGGCUCUGAUGGCUCUGAAGCAGCGAAAAAAGGAUAAGUUCCUGCAGAUCGCUGGGAUGGUGCGGCAGCUGCUUAAACUGCGUUGA
Molecule: messenger RNA, 303 nt
Organism: Xyrichtys novacula (pearly razorfish)
Lineage: Eukaryota; Metazoa; Chordata; Actinopteri; Labriformes; Labridae
Source: the annotation of a GenBank genome assembly